AUGCUCCAAGCCGACCGGUGGCUGGCUUUGGUGGAUGCGGAAUUGACCACAAGAAAUAUAGGCGAUCAACUUAAGACUCCCGGAGACAAUCGUGACCAUACACGUAGUGUAACGGUUGACGCAUCAUAUUUAUCUACCACAAUAAUACCCCAAAACGCCUCUCUCAUUUGCACGCAGAUGCUCCCGGUGCUGGCAGCGGCGACAGCCCUUCUCCUAGUGGCAGUGGCACACGCCCGAGUCGACCGCCCCGCGCAAUACAGCUAUGGCUACGUCGUGCAAGAUCACUACACGGGCGACUCCAAGGCGCAUCACGAGUCGCGCCAGGGCAGCGUGGUGCGCGGCAGCUACUCGCUGGUGGACCCUGACGGCACCCGCCGGACCGUGCAGUACAUCGCCGACCCUCUCGCCGGCUUCAACGCCGUCGUCCGGCAAGAGCCUGCACACGCGCCUGCCAUCUUCGUCCUGGCCCUGGCGGCCAUCGCCCGCGCGGGCAUCAUCGGCGCCCCCGCUGCCGUGGGCUACGCCGGCCCCGCCGCUGUCGGCUACGCGGCGCCCGCGGCCUACGCCGCCCCCGCAGCCUACGCCGCCCCCGCGGCCUACGCCGCCCCUGCCUACGCCUCGUACGCCGCGCCCGCCGUCGCGAAGGUGGCCGCCCCUGUGGCCUACGCCGCUCCCGCCCCCGUGGCCUACGCCGCCCCCGCCUACGCUAAGGUGGCUGCCCCCGUCGCGUAUGCCGCCCCCGCCGUAGCCAAGUACGCCGUCCCUGCCCCCGUCUACCCCUCGGCGCCCGCCAAGUACAGCUUCAGCUACGGUGUGACCGACGCUCUGACCGGUGACGCCAAGGGCCAGCACGAGACCCGCGACGGCGACGUCGUCCAGGGCAGCUACUCGCUCAUCGAGCCCGACGGCACCCGCCGCACCGUCGACUACACCGCCGACCCCGUCAACGGCUUCAACGCCGUCGUGCACCGCGAGCCCGCCGUGACCAAGGCCGUCGUCGCCGCCCCUGCCGUCGCCAAGGUGGCUGCUCCCGUCGCGUACGCCGCCCCCGCCGUGGCCAAGGUUGCUGCCCCCGCAUACGCGUACGCUGCGCCCGCCCCCGUGGCGUACGCCGCUCCCGCCGUGGCUAAGGUGGCGGCCCCCGCCUCACUACGCGUAGCCGACGCCCACACCGGCGACAGAGGAGGCAGCACGAGACCCGCAACGGUGAUGUUGUCGAGGGCGCCUACUCCCUGUGGAGCCCGACGCCACCCGACCCGCACCGUCCAGUACACCGCCGACCCCCACAACGGCUUCAACGCCGUCGUGCACCGCGAGCCCGCCGUCUCUAAGGCCAUCGUCGCUGCCCCCGCCAUCGCCAAGGUGGCUGCCCCCGUGGCUUACGCCGCCCCCGCCUACGCCAAGGUCGCCGCUCCUGUGGCGUACGCCGCCCCCGCGUACGCUCACGGAUACGCUGCUCCCGCGUACGCUCACGUAAUAGAAAACAAAAUAACGAAAGAGAGAAAAACAGGUUUAAAGAAAUAUACACUUUUUAGAAUUGCCUAUGAACUGUCCCCAAAAUCACAACGUUGUUUACAUAUAAUUCAGAAAUAUAUUAAAAUAUUUAGUUUUCCUGUUCAAAAUAUUAAAAUUAUACAAAACAAGGCAAUAAAUCCUCGAAUUCUAAGAACGUCACUGAAUGAUGUGGAGAAUCCUGUUAAUUUGAAGAAGAAAACAAAAACACGACGAAGACAAGCCCAGUGCAGCGACGAGCAGGGACGCUGGCGAGGAGAACGCCGGUCCCGUGUCUGU
Messenger RNA from Gryllus bimaculatus (two-spotted cricket), 1791 nucleotides. Lineage: Eukaryota; Metazoa; Arthropoda; Insecta; Orthoptera; Gryllidae. The record is from the annotation of a GenBank genome assembly.